Amborella trichopoda is the source of this 2224-nucleotide messenger RNA. RefSeq names its product P-loop containing nucleoside triphosphate hydrolases superfamily protein (gene LOS4). The record is from RefSeq and is a predicted model, not a curated record. Lineage: Eukaryota; Viridiplantae; Streptophyta; Magnoliopsida; Amborellales; Amborellaceae. Gene Ontology annotation, molecular function: ATP binding; nucleic acid binding; RNA helicase activity.
GAAGAUCAUAUUCGAGCAUCGAAGCAACCUCGCACUUCUGCAAGCUUUUCCAUUGAGUAACCGCCUUAAUGGGAAAAAACCUGCUGAGGCGCUCUUCGUUGUUACUGUAAACGUAGCGUGCUAUCUUCACCCCGUAAACAAGCGAGGGCGCUCUUCUUUCCCAUCUCUGCAAUCUCCUUCUUGGAGCUUCCCUUCCGUUAAGAGCUAGAGGAACCUGUGCGAGCAAGAGCCGCAACCUCUCAAUUAGACUUAGUUGUUGAUUGUAGAUUGAUGUCUGAUUUUGUCUCAGUAGAGCGAGAAAUUCAAGGACUCGUUUAUUUUGACAAUUGAAGAGAACCAUUGUUGUAAGGGAGGGUUAGGCAGAAAUUCUUGACCUUUUAAAUAGACAGAAAUUUGGUGUUACAGUCGCUAAACAAUGGCAGAGGAAUCUGAGAAGGUGGUUAUUGAAAGCGAAAAGAAGGAGAGUGCAGAGAAGGUGGCUGUUGAAAGCGAAAAGAAGAGAUGGGGUGAUGAAGAAGCUGAUGAAGAACCAGAAAAAGUUGAUAUCGGUUCUCUAACUCUUGCUGGAAAGAAUGCCAUUGAUGAUCCACAUGAAUCUGAAAUAGAGGUUAAAACAGGUGAUUCUUUGUACACCUCAGCAAAAACUUUUGAGGAGUUGAAUCUUUCGAAAGAGCUACUCAAAGGUUUAUAUGUAGCAAUGGGUUUCAGUCGCCCCAGUCGAAUACAGGCUGUAAGCCUUCCAAUGAUCGUUACACCACCAUAUAAGAGCUUAGUAGCACAAGCCCACAAUGGUUCUGGAAAGACCACUUGUUUUGUGCUUGGCAUGUUGAGUCGAGUCGACCCAAAUCACAAAGUCCCUCAAGCACUAUGUGUAUGCCCCACAAGAGAACUAGCUAUUCAGAACCGGGAGGUGCUUUUAAGGAUGGGGAAAUACACUGGUAUAACGAGUAUGUGCGCAGUUCCUACUGACAAGAAUAGUUUUAUUACAACUUCAAGAAUGGAGGCGGUAACUGAACAAGUUGUGAUUGGGACUCCUGGAACUUUGAAAGGGUGGAUAGCAAAAAGAAAGUUAAGCACUCGAUAUAUAAAGAUUCUUGUAUUUGACGAGGCUGAUCAGAUGUUAGCUGAGGAGGGAUUUAAGGAUGAUUCUCUGAGGAUCAUGAAAGCUAUUGAAGGAAAUAAAUCCAAUUCAGAUCCUAACUGUCAGGUCCUUUUAUUCUCUGCAACAUUUAAUGAAACUGUGAAAGAUUUUGCAUCAAGAAUUGUAAAGGAUGGCAAUCAUAUGUUUGUUAAGAAAGAAGAGCUUGCUUUGGAUACUAUAAAACAGUAUAAAGUUCAGGUCCCGGAUGAGCUUGCCAAGUUAGAGGUGUUGAAGAACAAGAUCUUUUUGUUGGCUCAAAAGUUGGGUCAGACAAUUAUUUUUGUUAAUACGAGGCAAAGUGCGAGCAUCUUGCAUCGUACACUAGAGAAAGAAGGAUGGGAUUGCACAUCAAUUCAAGGUGCACUUGAACUAGAUGCCAGGGAUCGCAUUGUCAACGAGUUCAAGUCUGGAUUGACGAAAGUUCUCAUAUCUACUGAUGUAUUGGCUCGUGGUUUUGAUCAAGCCCAGGUGAAUCUGGUGGUGAAUUUUGAUCUCCCUAUCAAAUAUCAGCAUCCCGAUCCUCAGAAUCCUCGUCAAAGAAGAAGAACUGAACCUGAUUACGAAGCAUAUAUACAUAGGAUUGGUCGAGCUGGCCGUUUUGGUCGGAAAGGAGCUGUUUUUAACUUUAUGAGCGGACAUGAUGAUGCUGAACUGAUGGAGAAAAUAGAAAAACAUUUCCAGCACAAAAUAAAAGAGAUUUCAUCGUGGGAGAGUGAGGAACUUUUUGAGGCUGCUCUCAAAGAGGCUGGUCUAGCGUAGUAUCAUCAUUUCGGAGUUGGAAUAAAGUUUGGAGUUGUGUUUUUGGUGAUUGAUGUGGUGAGAUUGUAUAUUCGUGUGGAGCAUUGUGUUGAAAUUGUAUGUUCAUGUGGAACAUGAAACAAGAAACUCAUACAAACUAUGAGGUUAAGAAAUGCCCUACCCGUCGACAGUUGGGAGAUAUCAGCAUGUUAGAACAAAGAAAAUCUUGGUAGAUUAUUUGUAAAGUGAAAAAAGAGAGUACUACUAUAUGUACUUGCUUGAUCAUUGUAUAUUAACAAGUCAUUUUAGGAGUAUGCUGGCAUUUUAUAUUGGAUUCUUUAUAAA